Phragmites australis (common reed) is the source of this 887-nucleotide messenger RNA. RefSeq names its product probable glutathione S-transferase GSTF1. Gene Ontology annotation, molecular function: glutathione binding; glutathione transferase activity. The transcript has 3 exons. NCBI's taxonomy places the organism in Eukaryota, Viridiplantae, Streptophyta, Magnoliopsida, Poales, Poaceae. Gene Ontology annotation, cellular component: cytoplasm. The record is from RefSeq and is a predicted model, not a curated record. The coding region runs from base 91 to 750 and encodes 219 amino acids.
CAGCAUUUUUUUCUGUCGCGUCACGCAGAGCAAGUACCUUAUCUCCUCAUCUGCAGGGGAGCAAGCAACUGAGCAAUCCAAGUCUCCAAGAUGGCGCCGGUGAAGGUGUUCGGGUCGGCGGUGUUCGCGAACGCGGCGCGUGUGCUGGCGUGCCUGGAGGAGGUCGGCGCCGAGUACGAGGUCGUCGAGGUCGACUACAUGGCCGAGGAGCACAAGAGCCCCAGCCACCUCGCCAGAAACCCGUUCGGCCAAAUCCCGGCGUUCCAAGACGGGGAACUCGUGCUCUUCGAGUCCCGAGCAAUCGCAAAGUACGUCUUCCGCAAAUACUCGAUGUCCGCCCAAGUCGAUCUCCUUCGAGAAGGCAACCUGGAGGAAGCCGCGAUGGUGGACGUGUGGACGGAGGUGGAGGCGCACCACUACUUCCCAGCCAUCGCCCCCAUCGUGUACGAGUGCGUCGUGUACCCCGCCAGGCUCGGCAUCCCGCCCAACCAGAAGGUCGUGGACGAGAGCCUGGAGAAGCUCAAGAAGGUGCUCGACGUCUACGAGGUGCACCUGUUGAAGAGCAGGUUCCUCGCCGGUGAUUUUUUCAGCUUCGCGGACCUCAACCACUUCCCCUACACGUUCUACUUCAUGGCGACGCCGCACGCGUCGCUCUUCGACUCGUACCCGCGCGUGAAGGCGUGGUGGGAGAGCCUCAUGGCGAGGCCGUCGGUGAAGAAGAUCAGCGCCGACAUGGUGUUGACGGCUUGAUCGCGCUGGAGGAUGACGACGUUGAAUUUGAUUUGGAGGGGGAUUUCAUUUCUGGUCUGUGAUGUUCAAUAACGUGAGUGAUUUUGUGUGCCCUUUGUUCCAAUAAAAUCUUUGCUUGAUUGCACGCCUGUGCAAGA